Messenger RNA from Aegilops tauschii subsp. strangulata, 387 nucleotides. Lineage: Eukaryota; Viridiplantae; Streptophyta; Magnoliopsida; Poales; Poaceae. The record is from RefSeq and is a predicted model, not a curated record.
AUGUGGGUGCGGCGCCUUGAAGUAAGGGGAGAUUCGAACCUAGCAAUCUCCCAAGUCAACGGCGAAUUCGACGCCAAAGACCCCAAAAUGGCAGCAUACAGAAAUCCAGUCCUCCGGAUAUCGGCCCGGUUCAAGGGCCUAGAAUUCCACCAUGUCUCUAGAGACAACAAUCAAGCCGCGGACGUCCUCGCCCACAUGGGCGCCAAGCGCGACCCGGUUCCCAAAAAUACUUUCCUCGAGCGGCUCUUCAAGCCCUCCUUAGUAUGGCGGGAUGAUGUGUCCGGUGCACUAAUCAAUGAGCCCGCUCACAAUGUUCCCCCGGAAGACGAACCUGAUGAUCACAUCAUCGAUGGCUCAACACUCGAGGAAACACCUUCCGCCCAUUAA